Molecule: messenger RNA, 4409 nt
Organism: Notolabrus celidotus (New Zealand spotty)
Lineage: Eukaryota; Metazoa; Chordata; Actinopteri; Labriformes; Labridae
Gene: plk3
Product: polo-like kinase 3 (Drosophila)
Exons: 15
Coding region: 823-2826 (667 amino acids)
Biological process (GO): Golgi disassembly; mitotic cell cycle; regulation of cytokinesis
Cellular component (GO): cytoplasm; nucleus; centrosome
Molecular function (GO): ATP binding; protein serine/threonine kinase activity; protein binding
Source: RefSeq, a predicted model, not a curated record
UUUUCAUGGGGAUUUCGUCUGGGCAUGACCAUAAACUGACACAGACACGUCAGGGAAAUAUAACUCUUACUUUUUAUUGUAAUAUUGUAAGCUUUACUGAAAGGUGUCCAAAGAUUUAAGAGAUGACAACUAAUUAAUUUGCCUGUAGCUAUGCAAAUUAGUCACAUAUCUGUUAAGCUGCAUGAUAUGUAAGGUGAUUACAAUUUAAUAGUAAAAGUAACAUUUUUGGACAAUUAGACAAGGGUCAUACAGCUGUUUGAUGCAUGUUUAGCGGCCGGGUGUAUGUUGUCAAGAUGUUAUAUGAAAUCCGGUAUCUAAUAGUGAGUCAUGUGUGUGAUGUGUGGACAUACCGUUCAAAAGACGCAUGAUGUCUGUGGGAAAUGUGUAUUUCUUAAGCAGAAUCACCUUAAACACUUGAUAAAACAAAGUGUGAGUGUGUGGAUCAGUAAUGACAGAAGAAAACCCCAGCCAGACUUAAAGCAACUCUGAGACAUGAGAUGUAUCAACGUGAGCUAGACUCUUUCCCUUUUCAUGAGCUGUUUCAUUCACGUUUCCACAUGCUCCAGCUGCGAUUUUUGAUUGAGCCUCCGUCUGAGCAAAUCGUCUGGACUUUCUCCGGCAGUCCGCCUCCUCCUUCCGCCCCCUGCUCCGUGACGUCGCUGCUGGUUUAUAAAGGCGCAGAGAGCUCGGCGCAGACACGCCAGAUGGAUACAGUUGGACGUGCCGGAUACUCCCGUACGCACCAGACCAACUGCUGAGAAAACACGCUAAAGGGAUAUUUAUUUCUAUAUUUACAGAUCGAUUAUAACUCCGCGGUGUCAGAUGGAAACCGGCUGUUUCACCGCAGCACAGCGUAUUUCGUGCCACAACAUGAAUGCGGAUUUAAUGAAGCCUGUUCCGGAGCGUGGACCCCAACAGUCCUCAGCCCCGGCGAAAAACGGCAGGAAUAAAGCCGACCAAAUCAAACCAGAGCUGGCCCAGGUGGUGACAGACUCAAAGACAGGAAGGUCCUACAGCAAAGGGAAACUUCUUGGAAAGGGCGGCUUUGCUCGAUGCUACGAGAUGACAGACCUCACUAACAACAAAAUGUAUGCUGUGAAGGUGAUUCCACAGAGCAGGGUGUCCAAACCGCACCAGAGGGACAAGAUUACAAAUGAGAUUGAGCUGCACAAAACCCUGUCACAAAAGCAUGUGGUGAAAUUCUCUCAUCAUUUUGAAGACCAAGAAAACAUCUACAUUUUCCUCGAGCUCUGCAGUCGGAAGUCCCUGGCACACAUUUGGAAGGCGAGACACACGCUCACAGAGCCAGAAGUGCGUUAUUACCUCCGACAAAUUAUAUCCGGCCUCAAGUACCUCCACAGCAGAGGAAUCCUGCACAGAGACCUCAAACUAGGCAACUUCUUUGUCAACGAGAACAUGGAGCUGCGGCUGGGAGAUUUUGGCCUUGCUGCCAAACUAGAAACAGUCGAGAAGAGAAAAAAAACAAUCUGUGGCACUCCCAACUACUUGGCUCCUGAGGUGCUCAACAGGCAGGGCCAUGGCACCGAGUCAGAUGUUUGGUCGCUCGGAUGUGUAAUGUACACCCUGAUGUGCGGAAAUCCUCCUUUUGAGACACUUGAUCUAAAGGAGACCUACAAGUGUAUAAAGGAAGUUCGAUACAACUUGCCAUCCUCACUUUCCCCUGCUGCACAGAAACUCAUCUCAGGCAUCCUGCAGAAAAACCCCAGCGACAGACUCUCUCUAGAUCAAAUCCUCAACCACGAAUUCUUCACCAAAGGUUUCACUCCCGAUAAGCUUCCUCCCAGCAGCUGUGUGAUGGUGCCAGAGCUCCAUCCCCCCAGCCCUGCCAAGAAAUUCUUUACUAAAAUGGCCAAGAGCCUAUUUGGGAAGAAGAAAGCGAAAGUGGAGAAAAUUCCAUGUGAGGAUAAAGAUGACAAAGACAUUUCCAAGCUGGUAUCGGGCAUCGUAAAAUGUUCCAUCAACCGGCAGAUCAGCUACAAGACAGUGGGACCCAAUGAGGCCCCCUCUCCCACUGGUCAGCUGGUCAGCUCUGUGCCUCUAGAACAGACCCCUGCUGAGGAGGAAUCCAGGAAGUCCAUCUCCCGCUCCUUUAAGGGCACCAUGGCCAGCAGUACUGAACCGUGUGAGGACGCCCUGACCCCUGCAGCUGUCGCUGAAUCAGCCAUGAAAGUUCUCAACAGCUGCCUGGCCACCAUGCCUGCAGCCACCAGAAACCCGCCCUGUUUGUCCAGGCCUCAGUCCUUCCUGUGGGUCACUAAAUGGGUGGACUACUCAAACAAAUAUGGUUUUGGCUAUCAGCUCUCGAACCAAAGCAUCGGUGUACUCUUCAAUGAAGGGACUCAUCUCAGUCUUUGUAACCAACGCAAGACAGUCCACUACUGCUUGACCAACAACAAACACUUCACUUUCUCUGCCAACUCUCUGCCGGAGCAGCUUCGCAGCCAAAAACAAAUAGUUGAUCUCAUGGCGAACUACAUGGAACAAAACCUUAUGGAGGGUGGAGAUCUGCAAUGUGAGGAGCAAGUGCCAGCUUCUCCUCCUCUGCUACUUCAGUGGGUGAAGACCGACCACGCUCUUGUCAUGCUCUUCAACAAUGGCACUCUACAGGUCAACUUUUAUACAGACCACACCAAGAUCAUCCUGUGCAAGUCAUCCGAUGACUCCUACCUGCUCACCUUCAUCAGCCGAGAGCGUGUCUCGUGCACUUACCUCCUUAGCAUGCUGACUGAGAUGGGCUGCACCUCGGAGCUGAGACACCGACUGCGAUAUGUGGUUCAGCUGCUCCAACACCAUGCCGAUGCCUGAGAGCACCGCUCAGUGCCUCCCAGGCUGCCUGAGUGGCAGAUGCCUUAAAGGCAACUUGACUGGUUAACACCUCCUCUUAGGCGGCCUGACUGUUUGAUAAAAUUCCUAAAGGCAGUGCCGGAAGGAGCCAACAGAUGGACGGAUGCUCAGAGGAGUUGAGCAAAUAUUCAUUGGUGGACUGGUGCUCGGGCAGCUGUUUAACACAUGGAUUGACCUUGAUAAACAUCAAGCAGUCAGGAAGUUGCCCUCAUGCAGCAUCUGCCUCAAGGAUUAGUGCCUGUCCAGCUUAUGCCUCAAAGGUGUCCACCUGGAAGGUAUUGAUACCUAAAAUAAGAGACUCCUACUUGGCUUGAAAUGAUGGAUCCCUAACGGGCAGAUGCCUAAAUGAACACAACUCCCUUUCACCUUCCCUACACUCAAAACCACUUCUACUCAACUGGACCUUUUUUAAAAGCCACCGCCCAACCCUGCAACUCCCACCCCCAUUCCAGCCAAUAACCCAGGCAUGGUCCCCAAAAAGGUAUCUAAACACUAAAGUUGUCCUUUUUGCUUGCAACAAAACAAGGAUAAUCUUGUCGCUGAAAUGCUUUUAGGCAAAUUUUUCCAAAAGUAUUUUGGCAGCAAGGUCACUUACGGCGUUGACUUGCACUGGAACUGUGGUUGUACAGUGGAGAAGCUUUGGGAAGAGCUGUGGUUUGGUUGGAGAAAGAAAAAGACCUCCUACCCUCAGUUGGUUUCUGGCCUCUUUGGACUAUGGUGCACACUUUUUUUUUUUUUUUUUGUCCUUUUCAUUUUGAUAAAAGAGAAAUAUUGAGCCAGCUAUAGGAUCACACUAAGAUCUUGACCUCACAUGCACAAAUAACAUUCCUGGCCUUAUUUGAUGAUGGUGAUACGAAGGUAUGCUGCUUCUGCUCCAACAUCACUUUUGUCUUUUGUUGGUUAUCAGAAACACAUUUUCACUGAUGUGGUACACCGCAUGAUAAGGGGGCUAUGGGAGCAACACAAAAUUGCACUCUUUUGUUUUUGUAACUUCAUCAGGAAAGUGAAACUUUUAGGACCACUUGUUUUAUUUUGUUUUUAACUAGAAACCCUAAGGCAUUUUCUUUGUUGGUUUUUAAAUUGAUUCCGUUUUAAAUUCACAUGUAGAAGGUGAGUGUGUGUGUGUGUGUGCCACACGUGUGCUGGUAAACAAACUGUUGGUUGGAAAAUGAGGAUGGGGAGGGGGGGGAUAAAAGUGCCUUUCUGAGGGAUGUCUGUAUAGUGCAAUAACAACCCUUUGUGAAUGUCAAGCUGGAUACAAACAGAGGUGGGUUUUACAGACAGGAUUUACUUUUGUACUUUGAGCCAAGUUUGAAAGUAAGUCCAAUAGCACUACACUCUCACUACCUGGUAUAAGCUUUUAGAAUAACUGGUAUCCUAAAUAUAUAUCCCAGUAAUAUCUAUAAAAGAAAAAAGAAAACAUUGUACGCUGUUGUACUGUACUGUAAUCCUUAUCGGUUUACAUUGCUUUCUCGACCCAGAGUUGUAUCCUAAAAACUGUGACCUGGAAUGCAAGUAUUACGUACAUGUGUUUUUCAAAAAUC